Panicum hallii is the source of this 795-nucleotide messenger RNA. RefSeq names its product polygalacturonase-like. Gene Ontology annotation, biological process: carbohydrate metabolic process. Gene Ontology annotation, molecular function: polygalacturonase activity. Bases 1 to 780 code for a protein of 259 amino acids. The transcript is spliced from 3 exons. The record is from RefSeq and is a predicted model, not a curated record. NCBI's taxonomy places the organism in Eukaryota, Viridiplantae, Streptophyta, Magnoliopsida, Poales, Poaceae.
AUGGCCGCGCCCGCAUGCACUGACCGCCGCGAGCGCUGUGCCAAGCUGCCUCCGCCUCCUUCCGCCGUGAUGGCGUCGUCGCUUUUCUUCCACGUCACGGUGGCCGGCAGCCACGGCGUGCGCAUCCACCGCGUCAGCAUCCAGGCGCCGCGCGACAGCCCCAACACGGACGGCGUGCACAUCCAGGGCUCCUCCGACGUCCGCUUCACCGACUCCGCCGUGGCCACGGGCGACGACUGCGUCUCCGUCGGCCCCGGCACCUCCGACGUGCUGGUGUCCGGGGUGACCUGCGGCCCCGGGCACGGCAUCAGCGUCGGCAGCCUCGGCAGGUACCCCGGCGAGGAGGACGUCCGGCGGCUGCGCGUUGCCAACUGCACCAUCGCCGGCACGUCCAACGGCGUGCGCAUCAAGACGUGGCGCGGCGGGUCCCGGCCCACCUCCGUGUCCGGGCUCGUCUUCGAGGACAUCGUCAUGCGCAAGGUCCGCAACCCCAUCAUCAUCGACCAGGAAUACUGCCCCUACGCCUCCUGCCGCCGCGAAUCGGAGCAGCGCCCGUCGGCGGUGAGGAUAAGCGACGUCAAGUUCAGGAACAUCCGCGGCGUGUCGGCGACGCAGGUGGCGGUGAAGCUGUCGUGCAGCGAGGCGAGCCCGUGCCGGGGGCUGGAGCUCAGGGACAUCGACCUGCGGUACGUCAGGCGCGGGGUCGCCACCCAGUCGCAGUGCGCGCACGUCGCCGGCGGCGUGGUCGGCGGCACGCUCGUCCCUCCCUCCUGCAUAUGAAGGCUGCCGCCUGCU